AGGUGGCUUUGAUCAUAUGAAUUUCCAGACGGCCAAUCAAAAGCAUAGCAAGAAAAUUUGGAAAAAAACCAUUGUCCACCCAAAUUGCAUCUUCACAUCCCUUAAAAUGGGAAAAACCCUGGUAAUAACAUUGCUUUCAAUUGAAUUCAGUGAUGUUAACCUGCAACUAAUACAGAUAAUGAUUGUAGCAACACUAACUCCCGCGGCAGUGAAUGCCGUCCAAGCAAAUAAAAAACUGUUAACAGUAACCACCGACUUUACAAUCUCUCUUCCAUAAUGCAAUUGGGUCCCACUUUUUAUGUUAGGAUAUAAAGGCUUUAGCGGAGAAAAUCCACAUGCUUCAACUGCUUUGGCGUUAUGUCCAGUCAAACAGUGGCGUUAAAAGGCGGUGCGUGGAAGUGCCAUAAACAGACCACAAAUUUCAAACUAAAUCAACAGCUUGGACUUUAGUAGACCAUAGUCCCACUUGGGUCCCAUAUUUUUUGUUUUUGCAAAUUAUUACAGACUUAAUCAUUCUGUUCUGAAAAGCUAUCGGUUGGAUUCCCCACACCCCCAAAUGGCGGCUACCGCUUGUUCUCACCAACGUUCAAUUUCAGUUGAAUUUCGCUUCAAUUUAGUCUUCAUUCUACUUUCAUUUGUAGCCCUUAUUUGGCAGGUACUUAUUAUACCGUGAAGGAACUUUCCAGCAAUAUAUGAAAGUGGGUUCUGUUAUAUAACAGAUUUAGAGAAUUUUUCACAUGGGUUGGUAUUUUUGAAGGAUUGUUCCAUCUGCGGAUUGAGUUAAGAAUUGGUUGAGGAGGAACCCAUUUGGACUUCGGCUACAUUGAGUUAUUAGGGAACUGUACAUAGAGGUUUGGCAUCUGUAGAAGUCAGCUUUGGUACCCACUAAUCCAAAAAGAGAGAACAAAAAGAGAUAAUAUUUGUGCAAGAAAUAAAUAAGCUGAUUGUGAAAUUAGAGUUGAUUCAUUAAUUGACUAGCAUUUCCAGGUUCAACCAAGGAAGAAUUUAGCUUGAGGUUGUCCCUGAUAUGCUAGUUUUGAGGACAGAAGAUUUGAGAAAGGAGAACACUGGCAUGGAUCAGUUUUUGUUUGUAAUCUUACAUGAACCUUUAACAAUUUGGCAUAUUUCUUUUGGAAGAUUCCAAAUUUCAGCAAGGAAAGAUCCAUGUGCAAAAGUCUCAGAAUUGGCAUACUGAUGACAGGAGUUCUGAUGUAGCGGUUGUUUAACAAAAGAUCACUGAAUUUACACAAACUGUCCAGAAACCUGACAAAUUAUUUCAGGGACUUUCUGAGAAAAUAUUAAAUAUAGAGGACUUCAUUUGUCCUACUAAGCAAUCUCUUUUCUCUCCAAUGACAACUAGUAGUUCAGACAUGAGAAGUCUCUAUGUUACCAAGCCUCGGCAUAGAAGUCAGGCUGGCAGGGAAGGUAUUGAAUUUGUACAUAAUGAAUCUCCAUCAAGUUAUCAUUAUCGUAGUGCUGAAUCUCCUGGUAGAAGAAAAGUAGGUGAACUGCAUAUUCACCAAUAUGCAGACCAUAGCACUACUGAUGGUGGUGGAUCUUUGAAGCCAACAAUUGUUGGUUCACAAAGGCAGGGACUACACACAAAUCAGGAGAAUGGUGGUUCUCAUCCUGUUACUAGAGAGCCACAUCAUCAUGGGCAGAAUCGGUCACCAUUACGUCAGCAUUACCAAGGAAGACUGGGGAACAAAAUUGAAGGAGCCUCAUCAUCAUGUGAGAGGAGGAGUACAGUAGAGGGAGGGACCUCUUCACUAUCAACACCUGGGAGGUCUAAGUUGCGUGGAGCAAAUGCUCGAACUCCUGAAACUCCUGACAGAAUCGCACCUCUGCCCAAAUUUGGUGACUGGAAUGAGAAGGAUCCCACAUCUGCAGAUGAUUUUACUCAUAUAUUUAACAAGAAAAGGGAAGAGAAGCUUACAGGAGUUUCUCCAGUUCCAGCCAUGCCAGCGGGGACUCCUACUAAAAUUAGAAGUCAUAAACCAGCGAGUGUUUCACAGUUCAAAUCAUUGGUGCGGUGUUGCAUGGCACCAAGGACUUUUGAGUGAGUAAACUAGAUUUUCCAUCAGUCCUCUUAUCAACCUUCAAAAAGUCGAGUAGGGUUCCUAUUUGACUUUACUAUCUUGGAAUUGUUAAUCCCCUGCAGCUGACUUGUUAUAGUUGAGCUUUUUUUGUAUUAAUGUGAAGGAUGCCCUGUCUAACUCAUCAGCUAACUGGUCACUUGCUAUCAGCUAACUUGUGAAUAGCUAUUUUCUCUCAUGGAAAAUGCAUACAUGGCGGCAAAAUAUAUCUAAUAAUCAGUGUAUCACUGCAAGGCUGUCCAACUGCCUAUGCAAAAAUAGAGUUGCUUUAUAAACCUUCGAAGGUUAUAUUUUUGUAAUCUGCCAAUGUAAAUGUGGAACCAAUGCUUAAUACUUAUCCUACUCUUUAAAGUUUCA
Cryptomeria japonica (Japanese cedar) is the source of this 2453-nucleotide messenger RNA. RefSeq names its product RPM1-interacting protein 4. Lineage: Eukaryota; Viridiplantae; Streptophyta; Pinopsida; Cupressales; Cupressaceae. The record is from RefSeq and is a predicted model, not a curated record. Bases 1350 to 2063 code for a protein of 237 amino acids. The transcript is spliced from 7 exons.